This is a messenger RNA of Archocentrus centrarchus (flier cichlid), 2434 nucleotides long. Its product is annotated as CXXC-type zinc finger protein 5. Gene Ontology annotation, cellular component: nucleus. Bases 359 to 1576 code for a protein of 405 amino acids. The transcript is spliced from 5 exons. The record is from RefSeq and is a predicted model, not a curated record. Gene Ontology annotation, molecular function: zinc ion binding; methyl-CpG binding. NCBI's taxonomy places the organism in Eukaryota, Metazoa, Chordata, Actinopteri, Cichliformes, Cichlidae.
CCCCUGCAGGGUCUCCACAGAGCUGCUUCCUCCUCGCCUCACCCGGGCUAAUUUAACGCCUCUCUCUCUCUCUCUUUCUCUCUGUCUCUCUCCCCGCCUCGCGCUCGCUUGUGCCAAGCCCAGCCAUGAUCCGUGGCGGGCUAAUUCCCAGACGGUCUUCUUCCUCUUCUCCUCCUUCCUCCUCUUCUUCUCAUCACCCUCUUCCUCCACCACCACCUCCUCCUCCUCGCGGGCCCGAGCGAAACGUGACGACCACGCAGAACUAACUAACUUCCUGUGCGAGAAAGCCUGCCUGAGUGUGGGUGUGUGUGUAUGUGUGUGUGAGUGUGUGCUUGUAUGAAUACGUGUGUGUGAGGUCAUGUCGGGCAUGACGAGUGGCGUGUGUGUGGAGAGCGACCUCUCCUCGAUGCUCCAGAGAAGCUCAGCCCCGUCGCACCAUCACCCGAAUCACCAUGGCUACGGCGGGCAGGGACAGGUGUCGGGCCUGGCUCCGAUGCUGGACUACACCACAGAGAUGGAUCGUUACCGCUCCUCCAUCGCCAGCUUCUACAAGACCAACGUCAACAUGAACAUGAACGUUACAAACUUCCCUCAGUCGGCCAAACUGGCUGCCCGCUUGGCGGCGGCUGCCCCCAUCUUCCCUCCCACUGCCGCCAGGCUUGGGGCCAUGGCGACGACGCCCUGGGGUUGCCACGACAACAUGAACAUGAACAUGAACCACCCAGCGGCCAUGUUCUGGGGUCGACCUAAACCCGUGGCUGCCACACCAACGCAUCACCCCCACCCCCACCAUCACCCCUCUGCGACGACGGGUCACAUGACCUCCUCCCAUCCCCACAGUACCAGCAUGCACCAGAGCGGCAGUGGGUCAGGAGGUGGAGGAAGCGGUGGGAGUGGUGAGGGGGGAGGAGCUGAGAAACACGGACACACCACCUCACUUCCUGUUUCACAGGGAACAGCACACCAUCACCCCAUGGCGCCUAGCAACGGGAACUUCCUUCCUGGAUACAGUGGCGGAACAGACUGCGGCGUCAUGAACAAGCAGGGACACACCCACGCGGACAUGAUGGGCCUAUCAGAGGGUGGCAGCUGCAAUGGGGGAGGGGUGAUGGGUGGCAGCUUCCUGGGGGGGCUGGGAUUACCCCCCGGGGUUAUUGUUAUGGCGAUGGGGUCGGCAGGGGGUGGGAUCUCAGACGCUAGCAGCGCCUUUCAGAUGACAGGCGGCCAGCGGGCGCUAACGGACUGCCAGCAACACGCCAACUCCUCCCCCUGCCCCUCCUCCUCUUCACCCUCAUCAUCGGGGGUGACAGCGACGGGCGUUUCCCUGUCAUCGUCAUCAUCUUCGUCAUCGGGGACGGUGGCUAAGAGGAAGAGGAAGCGGUGCGGCGUGUGCGGGCCGUGCAGGCGGCUCAUCAACUGCGGCGUCUGCUCAUCAUGCCGCAACAGGAAGACGGGUCACCAGAUCUGCAAGUUCAGGAAGUGCGAGGAGCUGAAGAAGAAGCCGGGGGGAGGAGGGGGGGUGCUGGAGCGGCCCCCCUCCGUCCCGGCCGGCGAGGCAUUUCGUUGGUUCUUCUAGCCUUCCCUUCGCCAACAGAGCCAAAAAUCUGGAGGCCUAACAGGAAGUCACCGUCAUACGGACUACAAAAUCAGCAAAAGGACUACAACCUCUGGAACUGAACCAGAUUCUCUGUGACAGGAUUACAGUUUCAUACUGUACGGAUGACAGUUUUAGAUUACAAAUCCCACCUCAGCUGGAACAGGGAGCAGCUAGACAUAAGGAGAGGAAGAGGGGGCAGUUUGGUGACAGGCAACCAGACGUGGCCAGUCAGAAACUGAUGUGGUGAUGCCGUAAUUGCAUGUUUUCCCUGAGGUUGUUUACAGGUAAAUUUAUAAAUUGAUUCUUAAAAAGACACAAACAGGAUGUUCACAUGGUAACAAGCUAACUGGCUAGAACUAGUCUAUGUUUGUACAGGCUAAAGGAAGCUCGUUCAGGACCUCUGAAUUUUCGGUUACCUCUCCUGUUUGUUAAGUUUUCUUUUUUAUUCAGGUGUGAUUCCCUACUUGCAGCUAGCUAGCAUCUACACCCAUGAAAAAAAGCAAUAGAAAAAUGGCAACAAGUCUGGAUGGUGCGUAUGGUCACAUCACAAGUUAGUGAUUGGUCAGAACAAAGCAAAACAGAAUUAUGUAAUUAUGUUUAUGGCCGUCUUUAUGUAAUUAUGUUUAUGGCCAUUCAGAUUUAUUGUCAGAUUAAAUCAAACAUUGAUGGCCAUUCAGCUAAGUAGCUAAAUGAAGAAAAUCUAUACAUUUUGUAGCUCUAAUCUGUGACAUAAACAUUAGUGUUAGAACAAAGCCGCCAAUACACCACAAUUGUAGCUUGGUUGUUCUUAAAAAUAUAUCAAAGAAUACUAAAAUCACAUCUUUGAGUCUAUGUGAA